UUAAGCGCCGCCGCCUCCCUCCCGCCGCCUCUUCCUCUCCCCGCAGCCGCUCCUCCUCGGCGCCCAAAAUGCCCCGCUACGAACUGGCGUUGAUCCUGAAAGCCAUGCAAAGGGGUUGGUACAGUAGGCUUCAGUAGACUUAGCUGCGCCUAAGAAUUUCUCCUACAUCAACAAAGUUAAUGGUGAUGCUCUUGUGGAUUGGCGAAUAAAAGCUCACGUUAAAUAUUUCAGAAGCGGAGAAAACAAGUUUUGUCUUCUCAAAGUUGUACACAACCACUACCAUCAAGACAGCAAACCAAUGGACAAAGACUUUGAACCAGUGUGUUUGUAAAACUAAAGUGAUUUAUCUUACUAAGGCUUGAGGUUUGGGAUUUGGACAUCAACGCUUGGAAGUUACUUUGUUUACAAACAUGAGGGCAGCUUUGGAACCAGCAGACAUUGCCGUUGUGGCACUGUAUUUUGUGCUUGUCAUGUGCAUAGGCUUUUUUGCUAUGUGGAAAUACAAUCGAAGCACUGUAAGCGGUUACUUCCUGGCAGGGCGAUCUAUGACAUGGCUCGCAAUUGGUGCUUCCUUGUUUGUGAGCAACAUUGGGAGUGAACACUUCAUUGGACUUGCAGGAUCUGGAGCAGCAAGUGGAUUUGCCGUAGGCGCAUGGGAGUUCAAUGCCUUAAUGCUUUUGCAGCUCUUAGGAUGGGUCUUUGUUCCAGUUUAUAUACGAUCUGGAAUAUACACCAUGCCUGGGUACUUAUCCAAACGAUUUGGAGGUCAUAGAAUUCAAGUAUACUUUGCAGUACUGUCUCUAAUACUUUACAUCUUCACCAAACUUUCAGUAGACUUAUAUUCAGGUGCACUAUUCAUUCAAGAAUCGCUGGGUUGGAAUAUUUAUUUGUCAGUUAUUUUACUGAUUGGAAUGACUGCAUUGUUGACAGUGACAGGAGGUCUUGUGGCAGUCAUCUACACAGACACGGUCCAAGCUUUGCUUAUGAUUAUUGGUGCCUUCACCCUUAUGAUCAUAAGUAUUACAGAAGUUGGAGGGUUUGAAGAACUUAAAAGAAGAUACAUGUUGGCAAAACCUAAUGUUACAUCUAUCUUGUUGACAUAUAACCUCUCCAAUACUAAUUCCUGCCAUGUUGAUCCAAAGCCUGAUUCACUGAGAAUGUUGCGUGAACCAACGGAUGAAGAUAUACCUUGGCCUGGUUUCCUUUUGGGACAGACUCCAGCUUCUGUAUGGUACUGGUGUGCAGACCAAGUCAUUGUUCAGCGUGUUCUAGCAGCAAAAAAUAUUGCUCAUGCUAAAGGAUCUACUCUAAUGGCAGGUUUUCUAAAGCUUUUACCAAUGUUCCUUAUAGUUGUUCCGGGAAUGAUUUCACGAAUACUAUUUCCAGAAGACAUUGCGUGUAUCAAUCCGGAACACUGUAUGCAAGUUUGUGGGAGCAGAGCAGGAUGCUCUAAUAUUGCCUAUCCACGUUUGGUAAUGAGACUCGUUCCUGUUGGCCUGCGAGGCCUUAUGAUGGCUGUUAUGAUUGCUGCACUGAUGAGUGAUCUGGAUUCUAUAUUUAAUAGUGCCAGUACCAUAUUCACCCUUGACAUCUACAAACUCCUCAUAAGGAAGGGAGCGUCAUCUAGAGAACUGAUGAUUGUUGGAAGGGUUUUUGUUGCUUUCAUGGUGGUAAUAAGCAUUGCUUGGGUCCCAAUAAUAGUGGAAAUGCAAGGAGGCCAAAUGUAUCUGUAUAUCCAAGAGGUAGCAGAUUAUUUGACACCACCAGUGGCUGCUAUAUUUCUUAUGGGUGUAUUUUGGAAACGUUGCAAUGAGCAAGGGGCCUUCUUUGGUGGAAUGGUUGGUUUUGGUUUGGGAGCUAUUCGACUGAUACUGGCAUUUAUAUAUCGUGUCCCGGAAUGUAAUCAACCAGACACUAGGCCACUCUUUAUCAAAAGUGUCCAUUAUAUGUAUUUUGCUACUGGGCUGUUCUGGAUCACUGGAAUUGUGGCUGUAAUAGUCAGCUUUCUGACACCACCACCAUCAAAGGAGCAAAUUCGGAUGACAACAUUCUGGUCUAGGAAAAGCAGGACAGUAAAAGAAAGCACUUCUGUGGGCAAUUCAUUGACAGUACAAGAGAAAACCAUUUUAAAAUACAGUGAAACCUCCAAUCCUGUAUCUUCAAAUGGAAAAUCUGAAGAAAAUGUUAAAAGUGAUUUACCAGAAAAUGUCAAUCUCCUAAUAACUUGCAGUGAUGAAAGCAAUCCAAUGAUUUCUCUAAGUAACUCUGAAGUUGAGACACCAGUUGAUUGUUAUUCUAAUGGCCAGGCAGCUCUUAUGGGUCAAAAGAAGACUGAGAAGGAGACAGAAGGUGAUGACCAAAACAGGAAAUUCUUAGAUUGGUUCUGUGGUUUCAGAAGUAAAGGCAUGAAUGAUAGAGCCAUCCCAGAGAAGGGGGAAGAUGAAACUGUUUGUCUACAAAUGCUGGAAGAGACCCCCAAAGUUAAAUUACUACUAAACUGUGGACUAAUUUGUGUGUGCUCACUUGGAAUAUUCAUGUUUGUUUAUUUCUCUUUGUGAGCAAAUGUUUAAUUUAAGAGUAUACUCAAAAAGAAUUAGAUGGUUGCUGGAGAAAUAUUUAUAUAAAAUGUGUGUGUUUAUGUCUUACAUCUCAGGCAUCUUUUACAUUAUAAUCAUCCAAACUAUUUUUUGGGCAAUCUGAAAAAUCAUUAGGCUUUUAUGUUGCAACAUUUCCAUUUUAGCACAGAAUCCUGGGUAAUUUACUUUUGAGUGCUAAAGAUGGAGCUUUGAUAUACCAAAGUAAAACAUUCCUGUGUUAAAGAUGAAAAUUUACAGUACACUCUCAAAGGUCUAGCAAAAGUAGAUUCUAUGUUAAGGAUAGAGAAAGUACCAUUUCAUAUUUGGUCAAGACACUGGGUUCUGAAGAAUAUUUCAUAAUAUUUUUGAGUGUGAGGUGAUGCUGUUCUCUAGAUUGUUUAAAUAAAAUAACAUUUCAUGCCUCAUUCCAUCGUCAAAUAUUCAAUCUAACUAUGUUCCAGACAAAAAUCCAAAUUUUGAAUGAACUUUAUCUGACUUUGUAGUUCAGAUAGCUGCAAAUUCUUGACAACCACAUCUUACAAUUUUUUGUCAUUUGUGAAGAAACCAAUUUUUUAAAAAAGAAAACAGUGUGGUAAAUUUCCGUCUCUCUUAGAAUUCUAUUAACAAGAAGUUAUUUUAAAUAGAGUAAUCACAAAGAAAAUAGAUGCUUUCAAAGCAAUGCAGAAAGGGUUAUCUGGGUCAUUUUUUCCAAUGAAACUUAAACUUCUCCAUCCUUCAUAGGUGGGCUAAACUCCCAUCUUGUCGCUAGUGUGGUUGAUGGGGUGAUUGGAAUUAUGUCUGGUAUGUCUGUGGAUCAUCACAUUAGAGAAAACAUUUUCAACAGUGGGUACAAUAUGGGUUUGGUUGGUACAUUCAUUACUGUAUAUUGUGCUUUUGGCAUUUUCUUACAUCUGAAUUUUGUUCAUAAAAUAUUUAGCAGUGUAGUUACUCCCCCCCCCCCCCCCCCCCCCGUGUAUACUGCUAGAGGGAAAAUGUAGCAUCCCUUUACAAAGCCAGUGUAUACAAAGUCUUUAUUUAUAGUGUAAUGGUUUGUAUGAAACUCUUCAGAGGUGAAUAUGGAAGUAACAAAUGCAGCUUGUCAAUUUCCUGAUUAUAACAUGAUCAGUUGUAAAAACAAUAUUGUAUGAUUCUUAGGUUUGUUUUUUUGUUGGUGAAGUGGGUAAGCAUAGAGCAGUGGUUCUCAACCUGUGGAUCCCCAGAUGUUUUGGUCUUCAACUCCCAGAAAUCCUAACAGCUGGUAAACUGGCUGGGAUUUUUGGGAGUUGUAGGUCAAAACACCUGGGGACCCACAGGAUGAGAACCAGUGGCAUAGAGGGAGAGAGUAGAAAAUCUUAGACUUGUCCCCCCUUUUAGACCAAUAAAUUUGCAGUUUCAAGGAAUGUUUAUUCUUUCCUGUUGAGGGUGCAUGUCUCCUGUAGAGUUGAUUAGCAUAGUGUUGCUUGUACAGAACAUAUUAAUCCAGUGCAGGUUUAAAUGUGAAUGCUCUCAACUCUAACAUGAAUUCAAGCAGUUGUAAUUUUCAGCUUCAGUACAGAGAGAAGCAAUAUUGGCGGUAUUUUAUUCAUGCCUGCAUUUUAAUGACAGCCAGAGAAGAACUUGUUCCACCUGCAGCUGUAGUGACUGUGGUAGGAAGAAACUCACUCCUCUCUUCUCCUAGUGCUCUGAAUUUUAUAGAUCAGAUUGUAGAGUCACUUUUCUUUGGUCGCUUCAGCCCUCACCAGCAAAUGGAAAUGGCAGAGCACAUAGUGGUGUUGGAAGCUGGCAAUUAUGAAUGAGCUGUCAAAGGCUUUCAUGGCCGGGAUCAUAGGGUCGUUGUAUGUUUUCUGGGCUGUGUGGCCAUGUUCCAGAAGUAUUCUUUCCUGACGUUUCGCCCACAUCUGUGGCAGGCAUCCUCAGAGGUUGUCCUCACAACGUCUGAGGAUGCCUGCCACAGAUGUGGGCGAAACGUCAGGAGAGAAUACUUCUGGAACAUGGCCAUACAGCCCGGAAAACAUACGACCCCAAUUACGAAUGAAUUCAGAACUUUUAGAAUAGUGGUUCUCAACCUGGGGUCCCUAGAUGUUUUUGGCCUACAACUCCCAGAAAUCCCAGCCAGUUUACCACCUGUUAGGAUUUCUGGGAGUUGAAGGCCAAAAACAUCUGGGAACCCCAGAUUGAGAACCACUCUUCUGUAUUCUGUUAUGGCAUUUGUGAUUGAUGAUACCAAUCCAAGUUAUGCCUGGAGGCUUUUGCAACCUCCACUGUUUUAAGAUCUGAGCUGAAAUGUGCAGUAUAACAAGAAGUAUACCACUGUACUUUAGUGUUGAGAGGUUUCUGGCCUUCCAGAUGUUUUAUGUGAACUACUGUUCAUACUGGCAGUAUUGAAAGGGAGCUCCAAUUCAACAAUUGGAAGGCUCCAGGUUCCUUCUCCCAUGUUGUAAUGGUUAAAUCCAGGGAGUUGAAUCUUGACUAAUGACAAAAUUUGGAGAAGGCAUUUCUUUGUAAUUUUCCUUAAACAUUGCAAAUUCUUAAGGCAAGUUUCACAGCAACAGCUAACAAUAUUCUGGAAUUACUUAAAAAUAAACAGGAAACAUUUUAAUUGGUGAUAACAUGUUGCCCUACCUUUUCUCUUAUUGUGUCAGUGGAGCAGCUUGCUCACUAAAGGGACACUCAUUACUAAAUGGUUGUAGGGUAUGAGCAGGGGAGUUAAGUUUGCUGAACUCUGCUUCAGCGUUGUUGAACUUUAGAUGGAGCAUGUUGUGUAAUGCACUAGAGAGACUUUGGUUUAGAUUUUUCUGUUCAUAAGUACAUACAUGGGGAGGUUCCUUGUGCAUUGGGCCAAGAACCUCUGUAAACUAGUGGCCUUCUUCGGGCGAAGGGAGUGAAUAAUGUCACUGCUGAGUACGGGAGUGUUGUUUUUGCCAGCACUUGCAAGGAUGGCUGUCACUGAAAAAGUUGCCAGCUGUCAUUGUGCAGGUGGGCUAGCUCAGGGAUCUCAUUGGCUCCCACCGUCCGGUCGUCUUAAGAUGCCUUGCAUAGACGAAGCCAUGUCCCAGGCUUUACUGCCACAUUAAAACAGCAAUGUCUAAUACUCCCUCUGUCCUACUCCCCAAGCCACUUAAUAGUUUAUGCAGUAUUAUGAAUGUAAAUGACAGAGCGUGAUUUGGAUCUAUGUUACUGCUUAAUGCAAUACAGCCAUAGUCUAUGUAACGGUUAAGUGCAUAAACAUCUAAAUAUUGGCUACAGUUUAAACAAUAAUGGAAAACGUCACCAAAAUCUAUAGAGGAAAUGCAUGCUGAUUUAUCCUAUUUGAGCCUUUCUGUUCCUUCACUAUAUGUAUAUGGUUUGUGUAGCUUAUAUAUCAUUGUCAGAUUUAGACAGCUACUUUAUAAUUUCCAGUGUUUUGGCAGGUUUGAAACAGAGAUUGCCUGUCAGUUUAAAAUGUCAAAGGCAGUGAGCAGGUAACAUUCCUUGCCCCGCAGUAUCAUCUUUGAAUGAGGGCCACUAUAGGUCAACACAAUCCUAAGAAAGAGAGGGUGAGCAAAGGGGCUAUUUUACUACCGGGGUAAAAUAAAUUACUAUUUUCCUUCUUCCCAUGUUUGGUCUUUUGGGGCAGGUUCAGGUGAAUAGCAUUAGCUAAACCAAGUUACCCAAGACAAUAGGUAAAUGAGCUUGUUAACUACCUUUGCUUAUAACAAAAGACACCUUGCUGAGCAUGCAGGGAAAAGGAAACAAAGGCAUUGGCAAGUUUCCUCCUGUUUGUGAAGAAGGUAAAGAAAGCAAGUGAAUCCUAAAUCCAUUGCAGUUUGUUCAAUGGUCUAAACUUUAUAUGUCUGUAGAACAGAUAACCAUCCCAGCCAGUCUGUUAGGUGAUAGGCUAAAACCUGGCAGGCCUUGCUGUUUGUCUUUUUAGCUGAAGAUAUCCUAAGUGUAACUUAUAUGAUGUAACCUCCUAAUUCAGUCCUUCUAUGGUUGCAAGAACCAUGAUCAAGUUGGACUUCCUAUAUUCCCUUAUUCUUACUACUGAACAUUCCUUUUAGAAUAUCUUGUAAUCAUUCUGUUUACUUCAAAAUAAAAAAGUGAAUCUGUAAUAGCUUGUUAUAGUGCCUUUUAGUAGCAAAAUAUAACCUUGUUAGGUUAGGGCAUCUCAUCUGUGAUGAAAAUACAUAUUUGUUCUGGUUCUUCACAUUUCUACUGAUACCAUGAGGAAGCCUUUAUAUUUUUCUAAAUCCUUCUCGUAUUUUUCUUUGCAAUUUUACCGUUAAGAAAGUAUUAAAGUAGCAGGUUGUAGCCUACAUUCUUCAUGGUAUGGUACUGAUUUGGUUUGCUUGAAAAAAAGGUGUAAUAACACUGCUUCUGAAUAAUAAAACUGUGCUAUGUAUUGCCAUAUUUCUGCAUGUCGAAUUAUAUUGGCUUCUGCUACACAGCAUUCUUUGGAACAGUGGUUCUCAACCUGUGGGUCUCCAGGUGUUUUGACCUACAACUACCAGUAAACUGGUUGUUAGGAUUUCUAGGCGUUGGAGGCCAAAACAUCUGGGGACCCACAGGUUGAGAACCACUGUUUUAGAAUAAAACAAAAUGCCCCAAAGGAAAAAAAAAUGAACAUGUAAUAGUUCAUAAUGAACCCUCUUGAUAGUUGUUAUAAGAGGAGCUCUAAUAUUAUUUUAAUUCAGUAAAAAUUACCAUUCCUGAUUCGUAAAUCCUAGCAAAGUCAAUUUUUGAUCCAUGUAUAUACCUCUCAACUGUCUUGUAUAGACAGGAGGGAUCAUUGCUUACGGUAGUAUAAUUUGGCUAAAACUUGUGUGUUCUUGGCUGUGUCCAUCCACAUUGCAAAAUUAUGGUAGUUUGACACCACAUUCACUGGCAUGGCUCAAUAGUAUGGAUUUCUGGAACAAACUGCAAAUCCCAGGAUAACAUGGGAUGAAGCUAUGGCAGUUAGAAGUGGUGUCAUACUUCUACAAUUUUGUAGAAUUGGUGACCUUGCAGUAACUUAGCAAAAAUUCAGAGGGAUUGCCAUUAUUAGUUCAUUCAUACUACACUUUGGGCCUCUUCUUGGUGGCUCUGUCCAAUGCAGAUUUUCCAAUGAUCAAGUUAGUCAGUUACAUGGUAAUGCCUUUUGGGUCUCUGACAAUGUAUUGUGUUGUAUGUCAACAUAACACUUGAUUGAGCUCUACUUCAGACUUACUUUGAAUAGAAAUAAACAGAAGCUUUAUCUGAAGGAAGCUCUGUGAGGGCUUUAUAUUUGCACUGUAUUCAGGGAAAACAUAAUUUCUGUCAUGAAAAGCGUUCCUUAUUCCCUUUGUUGCCAAAGUUUUUCCUCACCCCACCAAUACCUUGCAAUCCAAAAGCAAGAGGAGGCUAAAUGAUUGUGUAUGGCCCACAUCUCUCCCUUUCUGUUCUUCUAUCACAAUUUCACAAAUCUGAGCAUAAUUCUUGGACUUUGGCACCUCAACUCAUAAAUCAUCUUGUAUGUUUGAAAUAUCUUCCAGAAAUAUGGAAAGGGAUAGAGUGUGGGCUACCAAUUAAAAUAAAUAUAUUCGUAGACAGAAAAAAAGUGCUUUUGUUCAAUCUUACACCUUUAUUUUUAAAUCUUUAUUCUACAGUAAAUUAUGAUGUAUUGGGGUAUGUGUAUAUAUGUAUCUAUACGUAUAUGUGACCCCCCUCUCAAAGUAAACAUAUUAAAUUCACAAAUCUAGUUUUUAAAGGAAAAUUUAAAGUAUGGCAAUGUAUUUAAAUUAAAAAUAUUGUUUUUCGGUAUAUACUGUAUGUUUUGUGCCCUUACAAGUAAAUGUUUUGAAUAUAAAGCUAAUGGUGUUAACAUGUGAUAUUCUAAAACAAAGGUGUGAAAUGCUUAAAGGUUCUUAUCUGAAAAAUCGUGCAUAGCUCAGUGGUUUUAAUGUGUUUUUAAUUAACUUUAGGAUAAAGAGUAGUUUUAGAAUGUAAGCAUAUAUAACUAGGAUUAAUAAUUUCACUGUGAGCUCUUUCAACUUUUGUUGGCAAAAUUGCCUUUUCUUUCCUACAAGCACUUACUGGGGGUAUUGGUUCGAAAGCAAAUGCUUCAUUUUUGUUCUGAUUGUUAUCUAAUAUAAAUGUUCUGUAGUGACAUCUGGUGACUACUUUUCCAUAGCAUUUAUCAGCUUUAUUGGGCAGAGUCAGACACUGAGUGAAAAUGAUGCUGACAUAUGACAAUACUAAGUGUCUAUACAUGCUUUUAAAUGAGGUGGAUAUAAAAAUAGUUGCUGUGCAAAAGAAAUAGUAGUCUUCUUCAAGAAGAAAGCAAAUUCUUUUCUAAUAGUGCUAGAGAAAUACCUUUUUGUUCAUACUCUUAGUUUUAGGUACAGUGUCAAAAGUGAUGCUGCUUUUACUUUGUACCCUUUCGAUAAUAAGUAUUAUACUUUUAAAAGAUGUGUCAGGUGUUUUUGUUUUUGAUGCUCUUGUACUUUUUGUAGCUUUCAUGCACAUUAUAAGUCAAUGAAUUGCUUUAUUUUUUUAAUAUAAGAAACUGUAAAACACAAAAGAUUUUACAAACCAAGACCAAAUAAAAUUGUACAGCUUGUUAAGUCUUUGACAACCAACUUUGAGGGGAAAUGAACCAAAUGAGCAUACGGAUGUAAUGAAACUUGCUGAUUUUAGAGCUCGUUGGUUAAGUUUUAUUUUAAAUGUCUAUCUGACAAGAAUGGGCAUUUAAUAAAAUGUAAUGUAGAUUGAGAAGAAUUAUGAAAAUAUGUUUGUUUAUUAUUGCUACCGUCCAUAAUAACCAGUUUGUCACAGAAAAAAAAGAAUGGCUUAAAUGCAGAGACAGUAUUGUUUGUGUGAAAUGGAACUAAAUUCUGAUACUAAAAUAGUUGGCAGUUCUGCCCCUUGUGUAUAUUGUUUGUUGUAUAAUGUAUUUUGCCUUCGCAAUUAGUUUUGAAAAAUAAACUCUUAUUAUAAGAGUAUGCAGAUAAUUAAAACUGUAUUUCUUGCAGUUUACAUUCCUUUUGAAUAUUGGAUUUUGUCCUGUCGGUUAUUGUAUGGAAAUGUUUCAAGUUCUGUACAAAGUUUAAAUAAAAGUACAAAACAAAGA
Messenger RNA from Anolis carolinensis (green anole), 9642 nucleotides. It is a transcript of the gene slc5a3, whose product is annotated as solute carrier family 5 member 3. The record is from RefSeq and is a predicted model, not a curated record. The transcript is spliced from 2 exons. NCBI's taxonomy places the organism in Eukaryota, Metazoa, Chordata, Lepidosauria, Squamata, Anolidae. Gene Ontology annotation, molecular function: D-glucose:sodium symporter activity. The coding region runs from base 411 to 2558 and encodes 715 amino acids. Gene Ontology annotation, cellular component: plasma membrane. Gene Ontology annotation, biological process: transmembrane transport; myo-inositol transport; inositol metabolic process.